This is a messenger RNA of Trypanosoma conorhini, 12777 nucleotides long. RefSeq lists its product as uncharacterized. The record is from RefSeq and is a predicted model, not a curated record. The transcript has a single exon. NCBI's taxonomy places the organism in Eukaryota, Euglenozoa, Kinetoplastea, Trypanosomatida, Trypanosomatidae. Bases 1 to 12777 code for a protein of 4258 amino acids. Gene Ontology annotation, biological process: protein targeting to vacuole; protein retention in Golgi apparatus. Gene Ontology annotation, cellular component: extrinsic component of membrane.
AUGUUUGACAAAUUUGUGGCGGGCCUUGUCACAACCCACUUGGGGAACUACUUUGAGAAUGUAAACAGGGAGCAGGUGAAGGUGUCUUUGUGGAGCGGACAUGUGAGGCUGAGGAAUUUGCGCUUCCGCAGGGACGCCUUGCGGGCGUUUGAUACGGCCGUUUGCGUCAAAGAAGGCUUCAUCGAGGAGAUGACUGUUACCAUUCCAUGGACACGGCUGCAGUCGGAGUGCGUGGUGGUGGCGGUACAAAAGGUGCGUGUGGUGCUGCAGCAGAAGACGGCGGCGGGGUAUGACCCGGCACGUGAAAAACAUGAGGCAUAUGAACGCAAGUUGCACCAAUUGAAGUUGUUUGAUGAGCUGCUGCAGCAAGAAAUUGCAGAAGAUGAAAGGACGGCCCAGACCGCUUUCCCGACCCACACCACAGUUUCCACAGGGAGUAUACUACAAGAGGAGAUGCAGGAGGAGGGGAAUGCAUGUGUGGAAGCGCAGAAGGACGUAACUUUUGCGGCACGUUUAAAGUCUGUCAUACUGAACAAUGUUCAACUGCUGUUGAGGGAUGUUGUUGUGGAGUAUGAAGGCUGUUACGCCUCUGGAGGAGGCGUAGACGCAGGAAAGGAGCAACGUGUGGGUCAAGACUACCAUUCUUUUUCUAUUGUACUGGACCACUUUCGAACGUAUGCGUGUGAUGAAAACUUCAAUCCGCACUUUACCGCAGCGAAGGAUCGAGUGUUGUACAAGAAGGUGGUGCUGGAGGGGGUGCAGUUUUUGCUUAAUGCGACUACUUCCCCUGCGGUAACGGUGGCUGGAGGCGACCAUAAGGAGAGCCACGUCUCCGGUACCGCACAGGAGACGGAAGGGACUCCAUUGGAGAAGGUCAGAAGAUCGCCUAAGCAGAUCACAUCCUCAACGUUGCGGCAGCGUCAACCAUCGGGGUGUCACCGUUUUAUUUCCCCAUUUGGUGCAAUGGCCUGUGUACAGUACCAGCCGGUGCCGUACCGCGCCGACCUUCCGACAGCACGUAUAGAUCUACAUUUGGAUGUUCUAUCUGCUGCGUUGUCUAGUGGGGAAUGGGCAACCCUUCGUGCCCUGUGGCGUGAGAUACGUGACGGGGAGGAGUACGACGUGCUGCGUCAGUUUAGGCCUGUGGACGCAGACAAACGAAGGCCCACCGACAAUGCGCGUGCGUGGUGGGCUUACGCCAUUCAAGUGACGCUGCAUCGUGUACGGCGGAGUCGCGAGCGGCAUGUGUUUGUAUGGGAAAACUACAAGCGUCUCAAGGCAGCGAGAGAAAAUUACAUGACACUUUUCAAGCGUGCCAGGCGAGAACGUUUGGGGGUCGACUGGCUUGCGGAGCUUACAAAGGAAGAGGCAUUGCGCCUGCGAGAAUUGGAGAUGGAACUACCGAUGGAGUCUAUCAAACUAGCACGGCGGCUCGCUUAUCGUCGAGCGCAGCUGGAGCGGGAGCACAGGGACAAGUUAUUAGAGAAGCGACGGCAACAACAACAACAACAACAGCAGCAGCAGCAGCAGCAGGAACAAGAAGAAGCCGAAGAGAAAUCUGGGGAGCCACAGAGUGUGUCAAGCGUGGGAGCCGCCAUGGAUUUGGCCCAGGCGAGUAGGACAGGCAGUUCAAGUUGGUGGGGUUGGACAGUUUUUUCACGGACACGGCACACCUCCUCUGAUGCGUUGGACGAGGACGCCGCUGAACUUCAGGCAGAGACUGAAGAAAUGUUUCAGCUUGUAUAUGCGGAACGUUGGACAGUUGCGCAACGUCUCGCCAUUGCCAAGGAGUUUGGUAUUCCCGAGAAUGAAGUUGAAAGCCUCUCCGAUGCUAGUGGUGCAUCUCACGGGAACCUUGGGGAGCUUCGCUGGCAGGCUAGUCUCUAUGUACAUGGUCUCGAGCUAAUGCUGUGCGAGAGCGAUGGGGAACGUAUACCAUUUGCUACUUUGGCAAUGGAGCGACUUAACGCCAAAUUGACUUACAUGUUUACGCGGCGUUUUUCCUUUAAAUUUGCGGUUGACGAGUAUAUGGUGUUUUCGCACUUGUCGGAGCAACCGCGUGUGGUGAGUGUUAUUCGUGUGGCCAAUGAAAGGUAUGUGACGGGCGGCAUUGAAGAUGCGUCAGCGAUGUCGCUUUCAUUGAAGCGACACCACGCUGGUAGCUUGGCGGAGUAUGACACUGUGACUGGGGUGCUGCCAUAUGAACUUCGCUUGGAAUGGAGCCCCAUGGACUGCAACGUGGACGUGCCUUUUCUUCGGGCCUGCAUUGAGUUUGUGCACCCUCCGCCCGCCUCUUUCUUUCCGUCGUUGGCCACAGCAUCGUCUGCAGCCUUCUUGGGGGGUGUUAGCCCACCCUGCAAACGGCGACGACAGGCGAUGGACCCCGCGGCACAGCGGACGGCGCUAAUGAUGAGGGUGGAGCGGGAGUUUCUGUGCAGCUGGCGCAUCCUACUUCACGACCUCCGCAUCGCUGCCUCGGAGGAUGCGCGGCAGGUGAGUCGCGUGAAGGUGGGGCGAUUGGAAAUGAGGAAUGACCCUGCAAGGAAACUUGAGCGACGGCGGCGCGUACAAAGCCUCGCUGGAAUGUCCAACAUCUUCGGCGACGACCCGGACGAUUGGGUGAAUACGGCACAUGUCAUUGUAGAGGGAUUAACGGUGGAGUCUCUCGUGACCCCCACGGGUGCCGAUGCCGGUUGCCAUGACGACGACAACGACAACGGCGUCUCCGAAAGGCACUGGGAAAAGAUGACGUCCCUUUCAUCUUUUACGGUGUGCUUCAAGAAGAGUAUGAUGAUGCAACGCAGCCCUUCUGUGCCGCUCUUUUCCGCAUCACUUGUGUUUGCACAACCACUGCAAGUUCGAUGCUCACGACAGAGUCUUUCUGUACUGUGCAACUCCUUUUCGUCUCUGACAGACGUUUGUCAGAGACUCUCUCAGCUGACGGCCACCAAUACAGUCUGUGAGGCCUCGGUUGCCUCCUCAAGCAUGGUAUUCCUUGCCCAAGUUUUGACGGUCGAUGAACGCUACCUUGUCGAACAUGAACUCUCCCUGCGGUGUCAGCAGGAACAAUUUUAUCGCGAAAAGAUGCGGGCGCCGGAAUGGCUAGACACCCACCGCCGCGUGGAAGUGGCGAUGGGGAAAAUGAUUGUCUAUCACAGCAAACGACCCUCCUUUCCGAGUCACUUUUUUGAGCUUCAUCGAGGGCAUCUACACAUUCUGCAGGAUGCCGCGGAGGUGAGUUUAUUUCUGGAGUGCGGUGGUGUCUCGCAAGAGUGCAGAUGCGGUGUAUUGAAGGCGAAGGAGGUGCUCUUUGGCAAGUAUAAGUUUCCAUCUCUUGGGAGCAUGCGGCUACUUGAGGCUUUCGCAGAAGAAUGGCAUCGAGCGCAUAAGGGUAGUGGGGAGAAGGGAGAAGCACAAGAGGUGGAGCGCGCGUUUCAGAUUAUACGUGCGUCCGCUCGAACACGUCCAUGCCGUCACCUCCGCGUGAGGUUCAAGAGCACGGAGGAGGCUUAUCACUUUGCCAACGCGCUUAACGCCCAUGCAGUGGACUACCAUGCCAUGGAAGUCCCCCUUGACCCUUCACCAGAGGACGAGGAAGCGGCGGAAAGGCAAGUGGGCGAGGAGCACCAGCUGCGUUUGAUUACGAUUGACAUGGCCAUCCCGCAGUGUACGCUUCUCCUUCUGGAUGAGGCAAUUGAGCGGCACGAGGACGACGCAGCACCGCCAGUGCACAGUGUAUUUAUGACCGCGGUGAAUCUAUCCUAUGUGCAGCAAAAACGGAAGAAACUCAUCGCUCUCACUACGGAAGGAUUGUCUGUCACGGCGCACGCGAGAAACACGCCAGUGGUAGAGGUCACGAGGUCCGCGGCGACGCCACCUGUUUCCGCUUCUACUUCCACUUCCACUUCCACUGGAGUGGCAGAUGCAGAUGCGAAUGCGGGCUCUGGUGUGUAUCCGGCGAUGCACAUUUCGUUUCAAAUGAAAGAGCGAGUAUAUCCCCAUUUGUCUAGGAAGUACAUGAAGCUGAAUGCCCUAACAGACGUCAAAUUGGAGUUUUCAAGUGAGUUGCUGAGUGUUGUUGAAAUGUUAUGGGAUAUUACGGGAAUUGUGACAAAUCAAAUAUAUGGGCAUGCGAUAUAUCGUUCUAUCCCUUGGUCGGCUGAAACUGCAACAUCUAUUGAAGAAAAAUGGCGGGCAGAUCCUGCUGGGGGUCUACUCCAAGGUAACUAUAUUUCCAUCGAUCUGGAGCGCCUUGCUCUGUCACUCUACUACCCCACUGACAGGUUUGAAUUGGCAGACAAAACAGGCGUAGCAGUUGACGCGGAUACUCUCCAUGGGGAACAGUGCGGUGACGCGGAUGAUGCCGCACUUGGACCCGUGGCCGUAAUAGAAGGCUCUCGCGUGAACAUUUGCUGGAGCAACACGGAGGGCUGUAAUAAGACGUGUUCGAUGAUACAUAAUCCUCAGAUAAUGAUGCGUGAUGCCUCUUCCGGGGAACUUGUUCAAAUGGUCGCCCCCACCAGAAACCGCUGCGAAAAGAAAACCGACGCAGGGACUCUCGCCAGCAACCCAACGCUCUCCCUUUCAUUCUCUAUCCACCGUGAGCCACCACUGUUGUCGACAUCAGAUUUCAUUGCUAAUGGAGGUACUGCUGGGUACCGCCACACACAUUUUGUUUUGCUGUCAGGGGAGCAUUUAGACGUUGUCUACUGUCAAGCACAGUUAUGGAGCCUUAUUGAGGUGCUUUCACGAGGCGUCAUCUCCAGAGCGGCAAUGUUGGUGUGGCGCCAGCCUUAUACCGUGGGGACUCCGCUGCUGCGUUGGCCUCAACCCGAUGCCCCGCUUGCACCAUUUUCUUGGUGCCUGUUGCAUAAACAUGUAGAGUUGUCGCACUUGCAACUCUCACUUCGAGACAACCCUCCCCAUCUGCCCGCCAAGCUGUGGGGGAAAGUUGAUCUCUGCCGCUUCCAUGAUAAACUUGUCGUUGUUGGGGAAAGCAACUCCGCAAACCAAAAGCGAGUUGUGCAACACAUUUCAACGCUGACGCUCGAGGGACUUGAAGUUCAGGGAAUACGACGGAAACGAAACAGCAGUGAUUCUGCUGCUUUGAAUAUGGUGACCUUGUUGAACCGCACACAGUUUUUAAUGGAGUUUUCCUAUGAACUCUUUCGUGUAGAUGGCUGGAGCGGCGCGCGCCCUCGUCGUUUUCGAGUGGAAAUGCCAGCGGAUGUCGUUUUCCAGGGAACUACACAUCAAUUUGUACUCUUGGUAAACUGGUUCUUUGUGAACUACAUGGAAAAGCCGUGGCAGUCCCGCUUUCUGCCCAAUAGGGUUGCCAUUGACCCCUUUCUACUGGCUUACGGUGCCGGCGGGGAGUUGACGGGGUGGACUGUUGAUAUUCGGUACAUAUGCCUUCGUCUCAGGGACCCGCCUCGAUUGUACCGUUGUGUGGAGGACGACGUGGAUUCUUUUGUGAGCCUUGAACGUCCUGCCAUCGAUGUCGCUGUGGUGAUGGAGCGUUUCACGCUAAAGCUUCAUUGGAGGUCAGAUGGUGGAUUCUUAUCCCGCUAUGCCGUUGGAGAGGCCUCUGUGUGGCAAUUAGAGCCGUUGCUGCAGAGUCGUGUGGUGUUUCGCCGUCAUCCGAGAGAAGCCGUGGAUGACGCACUUCGGUUUCUUUGGUUGCACAAUGAGAGUCGUGGAACGGCGACGCCACCAACUACGGCAGGGGAGGAAGGGAUAAGUCAGCGUCAUACUCCUACGAAGGAAGACGUGGCACUUCAGGUGCGGUAUGAAGUGAGUUUUGAAGAAAAUGGGGAUGAGUCGGUGUCGACUCGCAUUGCGGUCGGUGCUGUUGAUAUCACACCGGAGCCAUAUUUCUUAUUUAACCUGAAAGAUUCUCUAUUUGGCCUUCAUGCUCGAAAUGCCUAUGGUAGAAUUCUACGUUGGGAACCACGUGUGGCGGGAGUUGUUUUAUUCCCGCCUGUUCCAGAGCAGCAGGACUAUUCCUUCAAUCAUCGUUUCACUCUUGGCGGAGUGAAAUUGACUAUUCUGCGGCCGAUACACCCACGUCAGCGCGUCAUGCCGCUGUUUGUUGUCUUCAUUAAUUCCAUUGAAUUUGUCUCUUCCUCCGAGAAGUAUGGAGUAAACUGUGCGUGGUCCCUUUCGGUUGGCGUUAUCGCGCAAAACGGUCUGGUAGUGGAGGAUAAAGCGUUGGGUGGUGAACGGAAUCUGACGCCUCUCUUCCUGCCGCCGUUUUGCUCGGAGAAAAGUACGGAGACUGGGAAGGCGCAGCGGCUGCUCUCUCUCACGUGCACCGCAGAGCAAGGGCUCACCGGGACGGUUGACUCCCUAUGGGUUCUUCUCCCCCUUAAGCGAGAGAUUUGCACCCUUCGUGAGGUUUUUGAAAAGGGUGGAUACAUGCAGCUGUGCUGGUUGUGGACUUUUUUAGAGGAACGGCGGAUGUGGAGAAGUCGGCGGCCAUACAGCCGUGCAAAUGCUUCCUCGUUGUCGGUGCACGUUACGAUUAAGGCACCUUGCGUGGUGGUGGCGGAACACAACGGGGACGUUGUCGCGUGUAGCCUACGCCUUGGCCGUGGUGUAGUGUUCAGCCCGGGAGACAUCACCGUGGCGAGGGAUGCGGGGGGUGAUGGCUCUUUUGGCGUUUCACUCGCUGCUCUUAGCGUGAGGUCCCUGUGGGAGCAUUCAUGCUACGUUUUGAAGCCGACGCGCGUAGAGUUCUCCGGGCGUCCACAUGUUAAUGCAAUGUGGGAGUUGAAGCUCAGUGUCAGUGCGAUUAUGGUGGAAGUGGAACAGUCUCUUUAUGAGCUUCUUCUACACAGUCUGGCGCGUAAUUUUGUGGCGAUCGAGGCGGAGUUAUUAGACACCUGCAAUUCAAACGCGGAGGACACGGCGUUGGGUCUCCGUCUACCGAUGGGUGACCCAGCAGUAUGUGAAUCCGGCGACGUCCCUGCCUCCGCGCGAGGAAGUGGCGUUGGCAUGCGAGUCUGCGUAGAGUGGGAAUCCUUCACGUUGCGUGUGCUACGCAACAAUGUUGGCUUCUUCCUUCAAGUGGGGGAGAUGUCUGCGUUGUAUGCACGCCUCGUGGGCGGAAGUGAGCUGAGGGGCAGCCCCACUGUGACACGGCGGAUGCAUGUGAACCUGGAUUUUAUUACCCUGGGCGCGGACAAGAAAGCAAAACUGCUUGACAUGCGUCCCCUGGCCGCUGCCUCCUCUUCUCUGAAGAGCGACAUCGACGGAGAGAAGAGGAAGGAGGAGGAUGUUUUGCCGGCCCCUCGCUGCCUCUCCUUCCGCCUAGACGCAUGGAGCACGCGGGAGGAAGCGAUCCAGGUGGACUUUGGAAGAGCCGUUGUGCUACUCGAAAAAAGCAGCAUACACUUGUUGCUUUCCACUAUUUACGAACCCUACCGGAGAAUUGUGCUGCCAGAAUACCACGUGCACGAGGUGAGAUACAUCGAUAGUGACGUCACUCUGCAGGAGCGGCUGGUGCUCUCGCAGCGCACCAAGGUGCAGGUGGGGCAGGGGCGGUACAACCACAUCACCAUUGAUGCUAACGGGCAUGACAUUUACUUCAUUGACGCCAAAUCGCCCCUCUUGUCACUUGGCGAUGGUCUCACGCUUUGCAUCAUCAACGCCCGCAUCCACCUUUACGGGAGAGUCCUUGAGUAUUACGUGGCCUUUGGAAAUGGGUCGUACGUGGUUGCAGAUGCAACCCGUAAUAUAAUUCUGAACGAGGCGCCUCAAUCCUGCGGUAAUGCCCGCGCCACAGGCGCUGGUCCGGAGUCAAACGCAUCGGAGUCAGAAACCGGGGAGGACGAGACCGCCUCUUUGCCUCUCCGCUGUAAUUCAAAAAACCGUAGUAACAGGAACACCGAGGAGGAUGUUUUGGCCACUUCGGAAGCAGGGUGCCGUGCAAAUAAUGUCAAUAGACGAGUCAGGGCCAGUGUCGUCCUCUUACUCACACUUCCAGAGGGAAGGGAUGGGUUACGCGUCCGUUCCCAGGCGACAGCACAUGCGCCACACUUUUCACGCUCAUUGGUUCUUCAAGCAACGAUGUCUGUGCAGAUGGCAAUGACAAUGCAUGAUGGUCACGUGAUGGAUGGCUCCAGUACGUUUGAAAUGAGUAAGUUCCUCCUGUACUGUGAGUACCUGGACGCAGACGGAAGUCUAAUGGAGACCCGACCGCUAGUUUCUGAGUGGGCGCUGACGGUUCACCACACGCAGUCGCGCUCUCAGUUAGAGAAUUUAGUGAAGCGGCAUGUCGGGGUACACUGUCCUCACGGAAUUGAGGUGCGGCUCCGUUACGGCGACGUCUACCUUUGCUGGGACGCUGUCCUACAGGCGCAGCAGGCAAUAGGACAUAUCGAGAAGAAUGUGCUGGAUGACGUCGUGGGGGGCGAAAUCGCGUCGUCGCUGGAGACGCCGCAGUACGACAGUCAGCAGAGCAACAGAACGGCCGAGGUGGCACACCAUACGAGUCUGUCGUUUAAUCUGCGAUACCUCAGCGUGGAUGUGGUGGAUGAUAGCAGCGAUGCCAACAUCCCCCUCUUUCGCGCCCGCAUUGACAACCUCGUCACCCCGACGGUGGAGAAGAAAGGUGUAGCUCUCAAGCUGCACGUUUCCCUCACCUGCAGUGUCAUCUACUACAACCUCGGCACCUCAGCGUGGUGUUCGCUGCUUGAACCCGUCCUUUUGGACGUCGUGCUACGAAGUGAGCCGAAUUUGUCACUCGAAGACGUAAAGUGCCGAAAAGGAUAUCUGCGAACCGGGCUUCAUUUACGUCCUGUGCGCCUACACUUCUCUGCGCGGGUGCUAGAAAACGUGCGUCGUGUGUGGUUAUUAAAGAAGCGCUUGGAGGACGCAAGGCGCACGUUUGAACACGACGCGCUUUGUAACCCACUCUGGACCUCGAAACAGCAAUUCUGCAUGUAUCGCGUGACUCAACACCUUGGACAUGAACUGGAAAUUCGUUUUGCCCACGACAGCCACAACUGCCUUUGUAAACCCUCCAUGCUGAAUGCCAACGAGACCAUGCAGUUUAACUUCCCUUGUGAUGAGGGUCAUGAGUUGCCCCUCUGGAAGCACCGUUUGCUGGUCUCGUUCCGAAGUCACAAGGAAUUGAUGAGCGUCGCGAAAACAGGGAAGCGUCUCGUCUUUAAUGGUCCUGGCGUCGUGGGCCGUCAUUUGCUGAUGGAUGUCAGCAUUGCGGAGGGACAAAAAUUGGUUGAGUUCCGCACAAACAUUGCGUUUAAAAAUGAACUUCCAUUUUCUAUGGAUGUUGGCGGAGUGGGGUUGGUUCCACCAGGUGGUGUUUUGCAUUUACCUGUUGAGUGUCUGCGACGUCGUACCACCUUUGCGCCGCGCACGGAAGGACGCCGCGGCACCCCAUGUUCCCUGGGGGUGACCUACGACAUGCUGCCUUUUCUCUAUGAGCAAGUCUUUCUUGGUGUCUGCGCAAUUGAAUCCAAUGACAUCCUGGAGGCCGGCAACACCGUACAGGCCUCUACGUCUUUAAGACAGUCUGUCUUUUUUUGCCUUCGCUUUAGUGGUAAAAAUUUCGUCGGGACCUCCGAUGUGAUUGAUUGCAGAGGCACAUUUGAGGCGCCUUUUCUGAUCGUUAAUGGCACGAGUGUGCCGAUGCGGAUUAGUCUGUUGUACCGAAUAAAAACCGACAACCAACACCGUUCUCUGUUGGUGUUUGGGGAAUCCAAUUCCUACGAAAGCGUCACGACGGUUGCUGUUGCCUCGGGAGAGCGCUCUUGCAUCACGCAGGUGAGUCCGCUAAAAGACAUUUACGUCGACGUGCUUGUUGCCCAGGCGAACGGGGAACCGAUGGGGCAAAGCUCCCGGCACUCGGGAUCGAGUCUGUCUCCGGCGCUUGUGCGCUCUGUCAGCAAGCGGGUGUGUGAUCGCACCAUAGCCCUGCGCGACCAACGCGGUGCCUGCAUCAUUCUCCACAUUGAGUACGCCCCACGGGUGGUAACCAUCUGGUGCCCGUACUGGAUCAUCAACCGAACCCCACACUGCCUGCGAGUCGCAGAUGCAAAGAAUGGCGCACUAGCCGCGGGACUGUGCAGCGAAGGCGGCAUCACGCCCGCCCCUCUCAAUGACGCUGUUGGCGGUGCCAGUAGUGGUGAUCCCGCCUACCUUCUUAACACGAAACGCAUGGAAAAGCUUAGGGACAAGGCGGUAAUUUAUGUGUCUAUUGGACGACAUGCAUCUGAUUCUGGUCUUCAAUGGACCAAAUGGUCUGAUCAAGUUCCCAUUGGCGCACUGUGCGAGAGUGGCGUUGUUCAUGGUAGCUUCUGUAAGCACGUAAGCGUGUCAUUGUCGUACACGGUGGAGUUUGUAGGGGGUCGCAUGAAGGCCACUCGUGUCGUCACAUUUAGUCCCCGCUGGAUUCUUCAGAAUUGUACCAAUAACACAAUCACCUUCCGUCAGUAUGGGGUUAAGGUGUAUGACAGCACGAAUUUUGUUCCCCGACCCGUCGAGUUGGCGCCAAGUCAGAGCCAACGCAUUGAUUUUGCUCGUGACGGCAAUGCAGCAAACUCCAUUCAAGUGCGGCUUCCUGCAGAUGAGGAGUCUGGAAUUCAACGCUGUUACUGGUCACAGCCUCUUAACAUUGACAAGUUGAGUGAACGCGCCUUUAACGUUCACUUUGAGCUACGAAUGAAGGUGCACGAUGGAUCUUGCGUGUAUCCCGAUGAUACGGUCGCUCAAAUUGGGGAUGUGUCUUACUUCACGCGUGUGGGCUCGGAUGUCUUGAUGAUCUCGUGUCAUCGUCGCGGGGGAACGAUGUUCGUUGUGGUUUCCAGGCCACCCCGGCCACCGCUUGUUGUUGAGAAUCGCACCGGGCACAAAAUAAACGUGAGACAGCGCGGCGUCGCUCAGUUCGUUGUUGUGUACCCGCGAACCACACGAGGGCUCGCGUGGGAGGACGCAAAAUCCCAACCGGUGAUGGAACUCUGGGAAGCUGAGAGCCGGGCUGCGCGCGCCAAGCCGCUCCUCAUCAACUUCGACCCACAAGCCGUACUACGACGCAGUGAACAGCUGCAGCAAACGCUACAUCUUCCAGACGGAGACGUGCUCUUUGUUCGGGUGCGUGGGUUAGGCCGCGCGAGCUACGCCAUUAGUAUCACUACUGAGAACACCAUUGACACCUUCUGCUUGCUUCCAUACUUUCAAUUUUUCUUCCGGGUGAAGUUGGACAGUAUCCACGCGCUGCUCUCGGACGACAGUGAGGACUUUAUUCUUUUGACGGUAAAGCCUCUCACUUUUUCCCUCUCGCAGGUAAAAGAGUCGGAAGGCCAUGGCGAUGAGCAGGUUUUUGAUUUCUCCGUCUCCGUGAUACAGGUGGAUGACGAACGUCUAUGCGCAAAGCAGCGCGUGGUGGCGCAACUGGUGGAUGCCAAACCCUCCACUAUCCGCUUCUCACGCAAACUUUUUCGCAGAACCCCCAUUUUGUAUUUUAAAGAGUUUGUCGUCCACCUCAGCUCCAUGGAGGUCCAUCUCGAGGAUUCUUUUAUUUUUCGGGCAAUGAAGUUUCUGGAGCACAUGCGUGUGGUUUGGGGAAAUGUGGCCGGGCCGCUCUCACCAAUACAGAGAAAUGACCGUCACCUCUUGGCGUCGCGGGUGACAAGGGGAAAAAUGAGUUUACGUGCAAAAGACGUUUGGAAGCAGCAAGUUGUUUUCAUGGAGCACCUGCUUAUUGAACAGGCUACGGUUUCCAUCUCACUCUACCGCUCCCCUGGGGCACUGAACGAUCCUAUGUGGGAGCAACUUGGUUACCUGAGCCUGUUUAUUCGUUCCGUGCAAGACGCCCGUUUCGUCUGGCGUCGCGUUGAGCAAUGGGGUGUGUAUGAAGCCAUGUGGUUGCUGGGUGUCUCGUAUUCAUCGUUUUACAAGCAUCAGUUGCAACAGCAAAUGUCAAACUUGGUGCAUGUGGCGGGCUUGGAUAUGAUGCGAGGCUUUGUGACAGAUCUCUUGCAGGGGUACUUUUCCUCUGCCAUUCUUGCCAACAUUGAUCGUACCAGGUUGCGUCUUGGACGUCGAGCAGAGGCGCAUUUUGCCGAUGAUGAAAUACCUCCAGUUGCCACGGAAGAGGCUGAGGCUGCGGUGGCCAGCCGCGACAUUUUUGAAGCGCCGUUGGAUGUAGAAGCAGCUGAACCCGCGCCGCGGCCAAGGAAAGGAAGCGGUGCAGUUGGAAGGAUGAGAAGCGAAGGGGCGCACGCGCCGUGUCUGUCUUUGGAUCGUUUCGAUGCAAAACAAACAUUGGAAAAUAGAGGAAGAAUCAUUGAGGCCGCGCUGGGUUUACCGUGGAGCGCGUUCUAUGCCCGUGUGAGCGACAGGGAGCUCUCUCAGUACGGUAUAUUUGCCGUGCAACGGUUUCUGCGAACCUUGGACUUUGCCAACCCUUCCAGGAUGCAGUGGCAGAUGCGGGAUUUGGCGUGUAAGAGAGGUACGGUGAGUGACAGUAGCACUGUGUCGAGCGGCAUUGGGCACUGUGAGAGCUGUGCCCAGAUUGAGAUCAUGCGGGAGCAGCGUUUUGAGGCAGGCAGUCUAAGCGCCCUGCCGCACCCUGACUCCGGUCUCAUCACGUGGGCGGAGUUUGUCCACCACGUUUCGUGGGAUGAGUUUGUUGAGCUAUGCUCACCGUCGGAGGUUCGACAGUAUGCGGGAUUGGUCCUGUGCUCCCUCGUGGGGAAGCCGGUAAAUAUGAUUCGCAUCGACAGUGAGAAGGAGUUAACCUUGGGCAAGUAA